AUGAGUCUUACAAGGAAUAAGAAUAGGGCUAGGUUGUCACCCAGAAGUGACCCACAGAUACAUCGCCCUAACUCUGUGGACAUGCAAGGGCUACUGCAUCGGGAGCGAGUGCGGCUAAAGAAGCAAGCUCGAGAACUACAAGUAGAAACAUUAAAUGUUAGUACAAUGACAGGAAGAGGGUGGACAAUAGCUGACCUUAUGAAAACAAGUCGAGUAGAUAUUCUCUGUGUACAGGAGACAAGAUGGAAAGGUAACAAAGCGAGGGAACUUGGGGAGAGGUAUAAGAUGUUCUAUAGCGGAGCAAAUAAAGAAGGCAGGAAUGGUGUUGGAAUAAUUCUGUCAAGUGAAAAGAAGGAAAUUGUUGAAGUAAAUAGAAGAAAUGAUAGGAUUAUUUGGGUCAGGCUGAUGGUUGAAAAUUGCACUGUUAACAUCUUUAGUGCAUAUGCACCCCAGAUAGGAUGCUCAGAUGAAGAGAAAGAUCACUUCUGGUCGGACUUAGAGGAGGAAAUGGAAAAGGUGCCAGCAGAUGAAAGAUGCCUUGUUGGGGGAGAUCUGAAUGGGCACGUAGGCCAGAAUAACCAUGUGAUCAGCCGUAUACAUGGUGGGUAUGGCUAUGAUGAAAGAAAUGCAGAGGGUGAGAGAAUUGUUGAUUUUGCUGUGUCAAAGGAUAUGGUACUGGCGAACACUUUUUUCACCAAGCGGCAAGAACAUACAGUUACGUACAAAAGCGGUGGAAGGUCCAGCCAGAUAGAUUACUUGAUGUAUAAAUGUGCAACAUCAUUUAGUAGUGAUGGACUUGGUUAUGGAAAUUGA
Molecule: messenger RNA, 813 nt
Organism: Macrobrachium nipponense
Lineage: Eukaryota; Metazoa; Arthropoda; Malacostraca; Decapoda; Palaemonidae
Product: craniofacial development protein 2-like
Exons: 1
Coding region: 1-813 (270 amino acids)
Biological process (GO): chromatin remodeling
Cellular component (GO): nucleus
Molecular function (GO): catalytic activity
Source: RefSeq, a predicted model, not a curated record